Messenger RNA from Sphenostylis stenocarpa, 3924 nucleotides. NCBI's taxonomy places the organism in Eukaryota, Viridiplantae, Streptophyta, Magnoliopsida, Fabales, Fabaceae. The record is from the annotation of a GenBank genome assembly.
AUGGCGACGGAAGAGAGAGCGAAGGGAUACCAAGGGGGAGCAGGAGCAGGAGGCAAGUUCAGGAAACGCCUCUUUCGCGGCAGGACCCAAACGAAGCCGUACGAUCGCCCCCCAACCUCACUCAGAAACCCUAACAGGCACAACAACAGCGGCGGUUGGUUCUCCAAGCUUCUGGAUCCCGCUCACAGGUUAAUCACUCACAGUGCUCACUCUCUCUUUUCCUCCCUUUUCCGCAAGCGCCUUCCUCCUCCUUCAGAAACGGAACAGGAGGCGAGGAACAGUCGUCAGGAAGAGGCUGCUUUUAGCAUUGGAGCUGCAAUGCUCCAAAUCGACAAUUCCUCUGGCAUGCAACAAGGACAUGUUGGUGAAAGUGGUACUCAAAUUAAUUGUUCCGCUGACGGUGGAUUAACUGAACUUGAGAAACUAUUAAAGCAGAAGACUUUCAGCAGUUUAGGAUCUAAGCCCUUCUCCCAUGUGCUUCCACUGCCUGAUAGAUAUUACACUUCAAGAUCUGAGAUUGAUCAUUUGACAGCACUUAUGCGAUCAAGAACUGUGGAUGCACCUGUUAGGGAAGAAGAGAAGGGGACUGACAGGGUUACCUCCGAACCAAUGCUGCUAAGUGGACAAAAGGAGUAUCCCAAAACACCUGUACCAGAAAAUGGGACUGAAAAUGGUCUUACAGUAACCCCACAUGUUAUUUCAAGUUUCUCUAUUGAAGAUGUUGCUUCACCUGCGGAGCUAGCAAAGUCUUACAUGGGUAGCAGGCCUUCCAAGGUAUCCUCUUCGAUUUCAGGUGUGCAAACUUUUGCACUCAGGGAGGAUCCAACUCUUUUAAACAGUGAAAAAUUUCCUCCUAAAUCUCCUAUUAUGACCAUUGUGCCAAGGACUACUAGAUAUGCUGCAGUUCAUGAGAAUGGUUUUAUGACCUCAAGAUCACGUGGAAGAUCUGCAAUAUAUAAUAUGGCUCAAACACCUUAUGCCCGAAAUUAUCCAACAUCCAUUCUCAAGGGUGGUGAACAUGUUGUUGAAGGUGAGCCAUCAUCUUCUAGUCAGCCUGCAUUGAAUCAUGAUGUGCUUUCUGGAUCUAUACCUGGGGCAGUAAAACGUAGAAGUUCAUUAUUGGAUAAUGAUAUAGGAUCUGUUGGUCCUGUUCGACGAAUUUGUCAGAAGUCUAAUCUUCUAUAUUCUAAAGGCUCAAGCUCACUGGGUAGCUAUUUGUCUGUCGAUAGGUAUCAAAUGGUUGUGGAUGCUGGACAGAAAGGGUUUUCCAUGCAAAAGCCUAUUCCGCUGGAUGAGGUUAAGCAUAGCCAUAUGAAAUUAUCCAAAGAAAAUGUCCAUGACACUAUACCUAGUUUGAGCUAUCCCCCGGUGCCCUCAAAAUCCAGUGAAAUGACUUCAAAAACACUGCAACAACUGGAUAAGUUGGUUUCUCCAAAAGAAAAAUCAUGUGAAUCAACGCUAACUAUUGUGAAUGAUAAUUCACUGACAAAGUUGUCGCCUUCCAUGUUACGUGGACAGGCUCUUCGAAGCAUGGAAAUUGUAGAUUCAUCAAAAUUGCUGGACAAUAUACAUGGUAACAACAUAGAUGGCCCAUUUGGAAAUUUUUUUGCUGGUGCUCAGAAUCAGAAGUUAAAAUCUCAGAGAGACAAGGUUGAAAAUGGUUCGCUGAAGCUUGUUGCUCCUUCCGAAGGAUUACUUCCACCUGUAACAAAUGCAGAAACUACAUACCCAAGGAAUCAAGUCUUCUCAACUGCAAAAUCUGGGGAUUCUUUUAUGAUAAAACCUGUUUCUGAUCCACCACAAAAGAAGAGGGCAUUUCAUAUGAGUGCACAUGAGGAUUCUCUGGAUCUGGAUGAUGAUGCUUAUCCAAAUGGAACUGUCGAUUCUUUUUCUCCUCUACAGAAAGAAAUGACAAGCUCCACUGCUGUGAUGAGGAAAACUACUUCUGGUACCAAAGCAAUUACAAAGGAUAAUCCAUCAGCAUUAUCUAGAACAAUGGCACCUAAAAGUUCUACAAUAAAUGGUGAAGUUCAUAUUGGAACUACCAAUAAAUCGAUGGUCAGUGAGAAUGUUGAUGCCUCUAUCUCUACGACAUCAUCUAGCCUUGAUCCAACCUACAAGCCAGUUGCAGCUGCUACCCCAAAUGGAUCAAUUGCUAAACCUCCCUUGUUUUCUCUUGGGAAUAAAGUGGUUUUGUCGAGAGAGUUUACAGCUCCUAGUGUUCCACCAAAGGAGAUAACCAAAUCAGGUCCUGCAUUUGGGUUGGAAAAUGUUGUUUCAUCAAAGAAACAGCCUGUUGCUGAUGCUCCAUUGGUGGAAUUUAGCUCCAAUAAAAAUGUCAACAAGGUUCCACCAAUGCUAUUCACAACUUCAUCAUCAGUUGGUGGUGAUCCCUCUUUUCUGAAAUUUGGUGCUUCUGACUCAAACCUGGGAAGUUCAAUCAGCACAACUAAUGUUGGUGGUGCGACUGAUUCUAUGCCAAUAGCUCGUGAAUCUGAUAAUGGUAAUGCUGAGAUUAAUAAAGAUACUGGAUCGUCUUUUAGGGCAUCCGAACUAGCAUCUGCAGCAUCAACAUCGGUAUUGACAUCAUCCAAGAGUAUAUUCAAUUUUGCCGACAAUUCAAAUCAAAAUAAUCGUUCUCUUUUUUCAAGUCCUUCAUUGUCUUCUUUUGCACCCCCUGUGUCCGGUAAUUUUACCAGUCAGAAUAUAUUCAGCAGUUUAUCUGCUGCCAAAAGCAGUGGCAUUAAUGCCACUGCAGAUUCUAAUGGCAGUAGCAUGGUAACUAUCACACUUGCCACAAUGGCAUCAAGUAAUAGCAGUUCAUCUACCGCAGUGGUGGCAUCUUCAUAUCCAACAACUUCAAUUUUCAAUUUUGGAUCCUCUCCAGUCCCUUCAACAGGUUUACCUGUAUCAUCUUCUGGUUCAGAUCCGCGGGAAACUAAAAGCAGUCAGGAUGCAGGAGUCGGUAACUCAGCUUCAGGGAGUAGUAUUUUUGGCUUCAGCUCUUCCGCAAUCACAACUGUAUAUAGCCAGCCGACUUCUGUGAUUGGUGCUAGCAGUGGCUCUGUGCCUGGUGCCCUGGGUUCUUCUACUACCAGUGCGUUAGAAGCCUGUACUCAGACCCAAUCAGUUCCAUUUGGUUCAUCUGCACUAUCCCAUUCAUAUGGGUUAACUGCUAACACAACUUUUUCUUUGAGCAGUUUUUCAUCGCCUUCAUCCAGCCCUGCAGAAAGUGCAGUUUUUUCUUCUGGGAGUUCAUUGUUUCCUUCAAGUCCUACCACCAAUGUUUUCAAUUCCGGCACAACUUUUGGACUCAGUACCUCGGCUUCCUCUUCCGCAGUAAACUCCUUUAGCUCCAAUAGUAGUUCAAGUUCUACUUUAUUUGGGUCUAGUUGGCAGCCCAGCAAGUCUCCAUUUGGUUCCUCAUUUAAUUUGUCCACGGCAUCCUCCUCUGGGUUUUCUCUUGGGACAUCCGCUGCCUCUGCCAAUUCACCAACAAUGAUUUUAUCUUCCUCCAAUGCAUCAACUACUCAAUUUUCAUUCACUUCAGCCACAGCAUCUACCUCAGCACAAAAUGCUUUUGGAAGUCCUACUCCCGCCUGUGUAUUUGGCUCAGCUCCUCUUAAUAAUCAGAUGAGUAUGGAAGAUGGUAUGGCUGAGGAUACAGUUCAAGGAGCUCCGCCUGCCACUUCUGUAUUUGGUCGGCAACCUGCCCCACUUCAAUCAAAUUUUGUAUUUGGAGCAUCAACUCCGCCAGCAGCCAGUCCUUUCCAGUUUGGUAGUCAACAGAAUAUUGCUCCACAGAACCCUUCUCCUUUUCAGGCUUCUAGCAGUCUAGGAGGGAGUUUCUCAUUGGGCUCAGGUGCUGGCGAUAAAUCUGGUAGAAAAAUUGUGAAAGUUAAACAUAAACCGAGAAAGAAGUAG